AUGGACACUGCGGAGGCGGCGGCGUUGCACUUGACGGCGAUCUUCGAGAAAAUGGAGGUGCCGUGCAGGGUGCAGAAUACGAGCGAAAAGGGAAAACACGUGGUCGCAACAGCCGAUAUCCCGGCGCAACGAGAUAUUUUUGAAGAGGUACCCAUCGUGUCGUGGCCGGCGCAGGGGUACGUGGCACUCGGUAUUCCCUUCUGCACACACUGUCUUCGUCAACGGGCAAAUACAGCUGCAACACAAAAGCAGGAUGAUAGUACAUGGCACACCUGUGAUGGUUGUGGCUCAUAUUUUUGUUCGACUAAAUGUGAGUCCGCCGGCAAGCUCGCUCACCGCAUUUUGUGUGGUGCGCUACGGCUGCUUCGUGAAGAGGAGCAUGUUGAGUUGCCUGACGCGGAGGCCGGUGGCAGUUCCAGCCGCCCCAUUACGAAAGAGUCCUUGGCACGGUGUGUUGCCUGGGUUGUGGCUCGCAUCGCGGCAUCCAUCAAACAACAGCAGUUUAGUGGGGUUCUGCUGGAGACGCAGCACACGGAGCACGCAGACAGCGUUGCCCGGCAGUUGUUCCACCUCGCCUGUGCGCCGUUUAACCGUCUUAUCGAUGCCCCCAAAGGCACAGAGUUCAGUGAUGUGGACGCUGCCUCCUGGUACGGGGCCGUGGAUCGUUUGCUGCGCGGGCCCUGCCACGCCGUCCUUUUGGAGGCAAUUUCGCCACCGCAAUCGGAGAGCGCAGCUUGGGCGCAAGAAAUUGUGGACGCUCUGUUGCGUCACGACACGCUGGAAACGUUUCUAGGUCAAAUGUCGCUGAAUUCGCAGGCCAUAAACGGCUUCAUCGUCUACUCCUCGCCGGCUGCAGCAGGGGCCGCUUCUGCAGCUCCCUCCGUGGAGUGGGUGCUCAAGGGCGGGGGGGUGUAUACGCUGCAAUCUGCCUUUAACCACUCGUGUGACCCCAACCUUGCCGUGAGUACGGUAGACGGCACACACGAGAUUAGGCUGCGCACGCUUCGUCCGGUGCAGAGCGGAGAGGAGCUGACGAUAACAUACAUCCCACUGGAGAACACCACAACUGAGCAACGGCAUGCCAUGUUGAAAGGGUAUUUUUUUACGUGCCGAUGCCAUCGGUGCCAAGAGGGGAAGUAA
Molecule: messenger RNA, 1140 nt
Organism: Trypanosoma rangeli
Lineage: Eukaryota; Euglenozoa; Kinetoplastea; Trypanosomatida; Trypanosomatidae
Exons: 1
Coding region: 1-1140 (379 amino acids)
Cellular component (GO): nucleus
Molecular function (GO): protein binding
Source: RefSeq, a predicted model, not a curated record